UCCGCCCUUUCGAACCGGCCAAUCGCGGGGCGGCGUGGCUGGGUGGGGCGAGCGGGACUGUACGUACGUGCGUGUGACGGUUGCUGGAAGGCCCGAGGUCGCGGUCGGAGCGCUGAGCAUCUCCCGCAUCUCGACGUGCAUCUCCGGUGCCUCAGCCGCCUCAGCGCUUCCUGACCCGCUGCUGCUGCUGCACCGAGAAGGGUUUUCCUUGGCGCUGCGUGAAGCAGGGAGAGGAAAUCGUGUAAUAUGAAAACGAUGACGGGAUCAAACGAAUUCAAACUAAAUCAAACUCCAGAUGAUGGUAUUUCAUCAGUGAAGUUUAGUCCAAAUACGUCUCAGUUCCUGCUUGUUUCAUCCUGGGACACAACUGUCCGACUCUAUGAUGUUCCUGCCAACACCAUGAGACUCAAAUAUCAACAUUCAGGAGCUGUCCUUGACUGUGCUUUUUAUGAUCCUACCCAUGCCUGGAGUGGAGGAUUAGAUCAGCAAUUGAAAAUGCACGAUCUGAACACGGACCAAGAAAGCCUUGUUGGUGCCCACGAUGCUCCUAUCAGGUGUGUUGAGUAUUGCCCGGAAGUGAACGUCAUGGUCACUGGAAGCUGGGAUCAAACAGUCAAGCUGUGGGAUCCCAGAACUCCUUGUAAUGCAGGCACCUUCUCUCAACCCGAAAAGGUCUACACGCUUUCUGUGUCUGGAGACAGACUAAUUGUGGGGACGGCGGGUCGGAGAGUGCUGGUGUGGGAUUUGCGGAACAUGGGUUAUGUUCAGCAGCGAAGAGAAUCAAGUCUGAAAUACCAGACCCGCUGUAUCAGAGCGUUUCCAAAUAAACAGGGUUAUGUUUUAAGUUCCAUUGAAGGUCGUGUUGCGGUGGAAUAUUUGGAUCCAAGUCCAGAAAUCCAGAAGAAGAAAUAUGCAUUCAAAUGUCACCGUUUGAAGGAAAAUAACAUCGAGCAGAUUUAUCCAGUUAAUGCCAUUUCUUUCCAUAAUGUCCACAACACAUUUGCUACAGGAGGUUCCGAUGGAUUUGUAAAUAUUUGGGAUCCAUUUAACAAAAAGCGGCUGUGCCAGUUCCAUCGGUAUCCCACCAGCAUAGCGUCACUUGCCUUCAGCAACGAUGGAACUACCCUUGCAAUAGCUUCUUCAUAUAUGUAUGAAAUGGAUGACAUUGAACAUCCCGAAGAUGGUAUCUAUAUUCGCCAAGUGACAGAUGCAGAAACAAAACCAAAGUCUACUUAGACUUCUGGUGAUACUUCUCUGCAAGAGUUGCUCACCUGCUCCUAGCAAGACUAAAUGAAACUGUAGAAGUGAGAAGAACAGUCCUUGUCCUGAUGUUGUCUUUGACUACGAAAUAUUUGUUUGUAUAUUGCAGUAUGUCUUAAUCUGUCAUUACUUGCCUGCUUAUAAUCUUAAUGAAACUGUUUUCUUUAUCUGCUGUCUGUAGCUAAAUUAGUUCCAUCCUGUAGGCAACUUUGCUUAUACUUUUGUAAAAACUCACCAUGUUUUGUAGUAUCUAAUUAUGAAAACUUUCAAUGGUCUCAUAAUUGUUCAAUAAAUAUCCAUAGUUUUUUUAAAACAAA
Messenger RNA from Columba livia (rock pigeon), 1577 nucleotides. RefSeq names its product BUB3 mitotic checkpoint protein (gene BUB3). The record is from RefSeq and is a predicted model, not a curated record. Gene Ontology annotation, cellular component: mitotic checkpoint complex; kinetochore; nucleoplasm. NCBI's taxonomy places the organism in Eukaryota, Metazoa, Chordata, Aves, Columbiformes, Columbidae. The transcript has 9 exons. Gene Ontology annotation, biological process: mitotic spindle assembly checkpoint signaling. The coding region runs from base 247 to 1236 and encodes 329 amino acids. Gene Ontology annotation, molecular function: ubiquitin binding.